AUCACUGAAACGACCAACUCCUGCCGACCCACCGCCCCCAUAUCACCACCGAGCGGUGCUGACCUCUGGUGGUACAAGAGCAGGCUGCGUAGAUGGAUCCUGUGGCAAACUUUGUCUGUCCUGAUGAUACAGAGACCAGUUUGUGUUGCACCUUCCACAGUUUGACUAGCACUCUGCAUGAAGGGGAAAUGUAUAAGACUCUGCUGAGCUACUAUGAAGCUCGCCAGAGAGAGCUCGUGCUGGAAAAUGCAGAGCUGAGAAAAGUGUUGCAGCAGAUAAAAAAAGACAUGGUGUCCAUUCUAAGUUCAAGAAAACCAGCCGUGAAAAGCGACAAACGUGAACACAGUGGCGUACAGGCCACAUCGGAGGAGGAAGAGGAAGAGGUGUUUGAUUCCAGUAAGGAAAGUGUAGAGCUUUAUUGCUUUCAUACCCCGGAGAAACUGACCAACAGUAUUCGUCUCCAGUGGGGAAGAUUUAAGAGCCACGUCGAAAGACUGGACAGCCAAGCAUCCUUGGUUCAGAUGGUGGAAAGCAAAAACACUGAUGCUGUUCCACAAGAGACUCAGGAGGAAGAGAUGGACAGACUAAAGCUGGAGAUCCAGCAGUGCAAAGACUUUAUUCCAACACAGCAGCAGCUCCUACAGCAGCAGCUAAGCUCUCCGUGUGAUGAGGAAACCGCAUCCCUGCUAAGCAAUUGCUACAUGCUUCAAGAGAAGGAGCACCUCAAGGAGGAGUGGAAGAUCUUUGAGAGGGAGAGGAAGAACUUUGCAGAGGCAGCCAACAGACUGAGCCACGAGAGGUGGGCCUUUGAGGAGGAUCGAGCAACAUGGCUCACAGACCGGUUUUUAAAAUUGAGUCCAUUUGCAGACUCAAAGAAAACCCCAUUGUUAAAAUCAGCUGAAACAGAGGCAGCUGCGACGGUGGCUCCAGAAAAGCUCAUCAAAUGUCCUUCAGACACAGCCUCCCCCACACCCAGUGUGUCCCGCUCGCGUCAGCUUCCACCGCUGACCUGUAGCCCACGCUUUGCCUUAUCCCAGAAAACAGCUCAGUGCAACCAAAGACAAACGGGGAGCAUGCAGAGGAAUCGAUCAUCCACAGCUGAAACAGAGGCAGCUGCGACGGUGGCUCCAGAAAAGCUCAUCAAAUGUCCUUCAGACACAGCCUCCCCCACACCCAGUGUGUCCCGCUCGCGUCAGCUUCCACCGCUGACCUGUAGCCCACGCUUUGCCUUAUCCCAGAAAACAGCUCAGUGCAACCAAAGACAAACGAGGAGCAUGCGGAGGAAUCGAUCAUCCAGCACCAACAGUGGGAGUACAGGGAGGACCACACUCCGUUACAUGAGAAGAACAGCUUCAUUUGAAGCCAAAAUCUCCCAUCGCUGAAUUAAACGUAUCAUUAAUGUCCAG
This is a messenger RNA of Oreochromis aureus, 1406 nucleotides long. RefSeq names its product afadin- and alpha-actinin-binding protein-like. The record is from RefSeq and is a predicted model, not a curated record. The transcript is spliced from 11 exons. The coding region runs from base 93 to 1382 and encodes 429 amino acids. Lineage: Eukaryota; Metazoa; Chordata; Actinopteri; Cichliformes; Cichlidae.